Molecule: messenger RNA, 987 nt
Organism: Arvicola amphibius (Eurasian water vole)
Lineage: Eukaryota; Metazoa; Chordata; Mammalia; Rodentia; Cricetidae
Gene: Pfn4
Product: profilin family member 4
Exons: 5
Coding region: 584-973 (129 amino acids)
Cellular component (GO): cell cortex
Molecular function (GO): actin monomer binding
Source: RefSeq, a predicted model, not a curated record
UACCUGGUGUUUAGCUCCCAUUCCCCAGGACUUCGGAUUCGGUUAGGCUACUCGCUCGCCCUCAGUCGCCUCGCCGAGCUAGGUCCCUGGUGAACGAGCGUUUGUGGCGGUUGACUCUGAUGGCGGCCCAUGGGCAGGAAAUGUAGACAUCCAAGGUGGUGGUAGAGCUCGGGUCUGUUGACCAGUGUCUGUCUCCAGCGUUGAUGCUGGUCAAGGAGGAAUGAAAGGAGGAUCUUAUUUAACUCGGUUGUUCUCCUUAGUCCAUGGCUAUGAGAUUCUUUGGGUAGCUGGUUGCUUCUUUUUGUUUUUACUUUAUUUGCUUUUUAUUUAUUUACUUGUUCAUUUCUGCGGGUCUGAGGAUUGAACCAAGGACUUUACAUUUCCCUCUCUACCACAGAGAGACAGGGUCUCUCUGGCCUUGAACUUGUAGCCUUCCUGCCACUAGAGUACCUGAGAUGAUAGGCAUGGACUUGUGUCUUUAAACCCCAGGUCACCCACUGAUCUAAAACUGAAGCGUCUGAGGCACUUACAUGCUCAUACUUGGAGGCUUCAACCACAGUUCCUGGUUCAGAGCUGAGGAAGCAUGAGUCACUUACAAAACUUACUGUUAGACACCUUGCUGGGGACAAAGCAUGUGGACAGUGCCGCCCUCAUCAAACUCCAGGAAAGGAGCCUGUGUGUGACAUCACCGGGAUUUAGUGUAAUGCCAAGUGAUGUUCGAACACUUGUGAAUGGAUUUGCCAAAAACCCACUGCUAACCCGAAGGGAAGGCUUGUACUUCAAGGAAAAGGAUUACAAAUGUGUCCGGGCGGAUGACUAUUCUCUUUAUGCUAAGAAUGAGAACACUGGUGUGGUUGUUGUGAAGACCCAUCUGUAUCUUCUGGUGGCCACUUACACUGCAGGCAUGUAUCCUAGCGUCUGCGUGGAGGCCACAGAGAAGCUGGGAGACUACCUAAGAAAGAAAGGAAACUAAACCUUCAGACAACU